Molecule: messenger RNA, 4620 nt
Organism: Corythoichthys intestinalis (scribbled pipefish)
Lineage: Eukaryota; Metazoa; Chordata; Actinopteri; Syngnathiformes; Syngnathidae
Gene: morn4
Product: MORN repeat containing 4
Exons: 5
Coding region: 107-547 (146 amino acids)
Biological process (GO): response to axon injury
Cellular component (GO): cell projection
Source: RefSeq, a predicted model, not a curated record
CAUACGGUCUUCCACCGGUUAUCAUAUUUUUUUACGCCCAUCGGCUCCUUUACGUCGCCUACAUGCUUCAGAGACAACAAACGUAGCGUACAGAUUGAGGGGCAACAUGACUCUGACCAGAGGCUCCUUCACCUAUGCCACUGGAGAGGAGUACCAUGGCGAAUGGAAAGAAGGUCGGAGGCAUGGCAUCGGCCAACUCAAGUUCCAGGAUGGAACCUGUUUCUCAGGGCAGUUUGAAGAUGGACUUUUUCAUGGCGCUGGAGUUUUGCUCUUUACGGACGGGUCCAGGUACGAGGGAGAGUUCGCGCAUGGGAAGUUUCAAGGCCUGGGAAUCUUCAGUCGUUUCGACGGCAUGAAGUUCGAGGGAGAAUUCAAAGACGGACGCGUGGAAGGAUACGGACUGUUGACGUUCCCGCACGGAACGCAUGGCAUUCCCAGGAACGAGGGCUUGUUUCAGAACCACAAACUCCAAAGGCGAGAGAAAUGUCCAGGCGUGGUGCAGAGGGCGCAGGUGUCGGCCACCAACGCUCGCAGUGUUGCUCUUUAACUCGCUGAUCUCGACAUCUUGUCAUGGAUUUUGCUUGUUCUGCAGUGCCUCAGGGAGGUGUACUCCUACCCCUAAUGCUCUUUUCCCUUCAUGUCAUUGUCACUUCAUCUGCACUAUGGAUUUUGGGAAAACCCAAAACCACACUUGUAACAUCCUCAUUUUCUCAACUUUAGAGUCACAUACUCAUGAACAGUGUCUAAGUGCGAUAACAAAAGACUGAGGAGGGGAAUAUGGGGAACAUAUUUUAUACAUUAGCCAACUAGGCCCACGGUAUAAAGGACCAGUUGGGCCACGCUGAAAAUAACAACACAGAUGAAAAUGAUAGAAAUGCCAGGAAAGCACAAGUUUCCAAUCGAGACUGUAAUAUAGUGGUACCUCGACAUACGAUCCUUCCAACAUCCGAUGUAAAAUUUGACUCGUAAUUUGUCUCGACAUAUGACGACAUGCUCGAAAUGAAACAGCGUUGCAAUGGUGUACCGCACGCAUGCUAUUUUUAGACCGUGACGUCGCAUCGUAAAGCGGAAGUAAAGCCGAUGUGGGACAUUAUAGACCCGCCCUCGCAUAGAAAUAAAGUAAUUUGUGCCACUUUUCGCCGGUAAUCUUUCAAAACCGAACAUGCCGAUCACGCAUUGUGUUUUUGGAACUUUUAGUAACGACUCUAGACAUUACGACACAUGAAGGAUGUUUUCUUCAUACGUUUCUGGAAACCAAAAACUUGGGAGGAAAAAAUGUGAAGACCGAAUCAACUUGCGCGGACUUUAACACCAGCUCGGUGAAUCCAUUCAUAUUUCAUAUGCAGUAAACAUUUUGUUGGGUUGGCAUGGUCUUUCAGAGGACUAAGAAGUAAGCCAUUUUUAUAUUUUUAACUUAUUUUUGUAGCGUAACGUUGUACCGUACUGCUUCUGUCUGACAAUGAAUGACCUGAAAAGAAUUACAAUGGUAUCUGACUGCCACUGUUACCGUUUCUGUAUCAAAAACAACUUUAGUAAGGGGGAGCUGUAAAUAAAUUAUAGAAUUAAGAUUUGUUAUCAAUGAAAAAAGUGUUCGUUGGCUGUCACUGAGUGGCAUUUGCGAUCGCUACACAAAGCUAACUAAAUUACCCCCAAGAACGGUCAGAGACGUAGGACAACCAGAGGAUAUAUAAGAAACACAGGGCUGAUGGUAAGAGGAUAGCUUGUUGAAACAGGAGAAUGUCAUUGUCAGUCGCGUCGAUAAAAAAGCUAAGGCUAUGCUUAGGUCUGCUCGUUUUUGUCAUCUUUUUCAGCCUUCGACACGCAAGCCAUCUCUUUAACUGAACAUUUUUCUAUUCUUCCACAUCUUUGCCAGUCAAUUUGGCACCAGGCACAUCAUUUUUGGAGAGAAUUGGUAGGUUUAGCUCUGUAAACAUCUCCUUCGUACACGAUAUCCAUUCAUUUCCUAUUAGGGACAAACCGUAGCUUGUCCCUACUUAGCAAGAGUAGCUAAUGUCAUGAAUAUUAAUGAGCGGAAGUGACGUGUUGCUUGCGGUACGCCAUUGCAUUGUUUUUCCACAAUAUGGAGACACGGCGGAUUUUCUUGUGAGCGAAAUCAACAUGGUCCUAAGAUGGUUAGUGCAGGAACAAGAUCAAGCAGCCGUGUGCAAGCGACCGAAAUGGGUUUUCUCAGGCGGAUAGCUGGCUUCUCACAUAGGCUACAGUGUAUUACAAAAGUGAGUACACCCAUCGCAUUUCUGCAGAUAUUUAAGUAUAUCUUUUCAUGGGACAACACUGACAAAAUGACACUUUGACACAAAAUUAGUCUGUGCAGUGUAUAUAAUAGAGUUAAUUUACCGUAUCGGCCCUGAUUAUAAGACGACCCCCUUUUUCAAUACUCAAGUUUGAAAAAAGACUUUUGAACCCCAAAUUAAUUUUUAUACAGAAAAUAAUUACAGUACAUCCGAAACAAAUGAUUAUAACAAUAUAUUUGAGAGAAAAAGCAUGUUAUUUUGCCUCAUUCAAAUCUUAAUAUCUGAACAUUUAAAUACAGUAUGUAAAGUGCAAUCACAUUCGUAAAUGAAUGGCUUCUGAUUUUUGAAAUGUAAAUAAACCAAUCUAUUGCGAUAAAACAACAAAAUUGCAAUAACUGCAUUAACAUUAUUAUAUUAUUCCGAUUUGUAUCUAUAUAUAUUAUAUUUGUAUUUAUAAAUUAUUAUUAUUAUUAUUAUGGGACAAUCCCACUCAACUUACAAACCAGGUCCUCGAACGAAAUUAAAUUCGUAUGUAGCGGUACCACUGUAUUACAAAAUUAAGAACAUAAUACACUAAAACAAAAAGUCAAAAGUUUUGAGGAACGUGAAAAUGUUUUAUAACAAUAAAUUAACUGAAUUCGGAGAGUUAUUAUAUCGACAAAAAAGAAAAAAAAAAAAAAAUCUGAGUAAUCCCAGAGUAAUUCUCCAAAUAAAUUUUCCAAGGGGGAAAAAAAACAUUUACUGUAAAAUAUUUUUCAAAUUUUUAUAGUGUUUUUUUCUAUAAACUGAAAAAAGUCAUAGCGUCAUUUGAAAACUUGUAUGACUACAAAAAAAGCUUAAAUUUAAGAAAAAAAGUUGCAACUGAUGUUAAAGUGGUAUGAAAACGUAUUAAACGUUCUACUAAAAAGUAUCUGAACCUUUUGGAAUUCCUCACAUUUCUGCAUAAAAUCACCAUCAAAUGUGAUUUGAUCUUUGUCAAGACCACACAGAUGAAAAAACAGUGUCUGCUUUAACUAAAAGCACCCAAACAUUUAUAGGUUUUCAUAUUUUAUUGAGGAUAGCAUGCAAACAAUAACAGAAGAGGGAAAAAUAAUAAAUGAACCCUCUUCUUAAGGAGACUUAAAGAGCAAUUCAAACCAAUUUUUACCAAACAACAAAUUUAAGUCAGGUGUGUGCCCAAUCACUGAUGAGUGGUUUAAAGCGGCCCUGCCCGCUAUAAAACACACACCUGGUAAGAAUUGUCUCGAUGAGAAGCAUUGUCUAAUAUGCAUCAUUGCUCGUUCAAAAGAGCUGUCUGAAGACCUGCGAUCAAGGAUGGUUGAUUUGUAUAAAGCAGGGAAAGGAUACAAAACCAUUUCUAAAAGUCUGGAUGUUCAUCAAUCAACAGAGUAGUAGUCUACAAAUGGAGAGACUUUGGCAGUGUUGCUUCUCUCCCAAAGAGUGGCCAUCCACCAAAGAUGACGCCAAGAGUUUAGCGCAAAAUACUGAGAGAGUUAAAAGAGAACCCUAAAGUGUCUACUAAAGACUUACAGAAAUCACUGGAACAGUCCAAUGUCUCUGUGCUCACAUCAAAUAUUUGUAAAACUAUGGCCAUGGAUGUUGUUCAUUGGAGGACCCCACGGGGGAAGCCACUGCUGUCUAAAACAACAUUGUUGCUCGUUUAAUGUUCGCCAAAAGGAACUUGGACACCACAGAAAAUUUGGCAAAAUAUUUUGUGGGCUAAUGAAACCAAAGUUGAAUUAUUUUGGAGUAACACACAACGUCAUGUGUGGAGGAAAAAUGGAACAGCUCACCAACAUCAACACCUCAUCCCCACUGUGAAUCAUGGUGGAGGGAGCAUCAUGAUUUGGGGCUGUUUUGCUACCUCAGGGCCUGGACAACUUGCAAUCAUUAAUGGAAGAAUGAAUUCAAAAGUUUUGCAGGAAAACCUGAGGCCGUCUGUCAGAAAGUUGAAGCUGAAAAGAGAAUGGAAGCUGCAACAAGACAACGAUCCAAAACACACACACACAGAGCAUUGUCUGUUUAGUUAAAGCAGACAGUUUUUUCUUCUGUGUGAUUUUGACAAAGAUCAGAUCACAUUUCAUGUUGAUUUUAUGCAGAAAUGUGAGAAAUUCCAAAAAGGUUCAGACACUUUUUCAUUCCACUGUAUUGUUAGAUUUCAAUCCUUAAUGCUGACAUGUUAGCCAUGUUAAAAUGAGGAUUGGAUCUUCCCAAAUUACAAUGUAGACCACUUGUUACAACUGCUAUAUUCCCUCACAAUCACACGUGUUAGUUCUCGUGGCUCUUUCUCCUAAUUGGUUUUCAGCAUGGCUCCUUAUACUCCCGUGUUCUGCAGUAAAACACAACUGAUUUUGUGAUCAGACUUACA